Molecule: messenger RNA, 775 nt
Organism: Carassius auratus (goldfish)
Lineage: Eukaryota; Metazoa; Chordata; Actinopteri; Cypriniformes; Cyprinidae
Product: phospholipid-transporting ATPase IC-like
Exons: 4
Coding region: 1-486 (161 amino acids)
Source: RefSeq, a predicted model, not a curated record
AUGACUGUUGACGCGUUGCAGCAGUUGUUUUUUAGUUUGGUGGCAUUCUUUCUGUCCACGCUGGCUCUCCAUAGCGCUCGGCUCUUCACCGCCUCACCCAAAGACUACUUUUUUCUGGGAGCAUCACCAAACGCUUACAGUACCCCUGAGAUUUGGCUGACCAUAUGUGUGACCACCUGUAUUGCUGUCCUUCCCUCAAUAACAAUACGGGCCUUAGGUGUUGUGCUAGCAAACCCCAACAAACAUAAGAUCCGCAGCUCGAAUGAGCCUGUCGAGCUGAAGUCGUGGUUUCAGAGAGGUACCCUUCAGCGUCGUUCGUCCUAUGCGAUGUCCCAAGGAAAAGGUUUUGGAAAGUUAAUCACCACAGGAGUUGGGCUUCCCUCUACGGCACCCCCACAGGACAGGAGAGUUACGGCAGACAGUCUGAAGAAAGAAUCUCCACAGGGUUCACUUAUAGAAAUGAAUAGUGGUGAUGUGGCAUGCUAGCAUCUUCAGUGUGUUUUGUCAUGCGCUGAAAAUGUGAUAUAAGUAGCAAAUAUUUUAACUAAAAAAGUCCAGAAACCAAGGGAUUUUGGUGCAUUUCUAAAAAUGGAGGCCCAGAACACACCUAAUCUAAUUGAUGGUGACUAUUUUGCCAAUACUUAAUGUUAUGGGGAGGGUUUGAACAUUUUAAAAUGCAAAAAAAAAGGUUGUAAAUCUCUGAUUUUUCAUAACAUUAUGAUCAUCAUAGCACCAAAUGGUUGACAAAACGUGAAUCCCAUCAUCUUUAGUUCGU